AUGAAGCGGGCGCUGAGCGUCCCUAGCUUUCUUUGCCCGGCCCUGGCAACCCCCCCGAACCGUGCUCUAACGCCUCGAUUACGAAAUACCUAUAUAUCCUUAGCGAAGCGCUCUUUGCACCAAUCCGCCGCACGCUCAUCCUCCUCGCAGUUCCGUCGCUCCGACUUCUCGAACCAACCUUUCACUGGCACCUACGAACCCGGUCUCCCGACCUCAGGCCCUUUAGGUGGCGUGCACCAUGGGGUUCCGCGGCUUACGCCCAAGAUGCUCAAGCAACAUCUUGAUCAGUUUGUCGUCGGUCAGGAACGGUCAAAGAAGACUCUAAGUGUCGCUGUCUUCAACCACUAUCAAAGGAUACAAGAGCUCGAACGAAGAGAUGCUGAAGAGGAAGAGCUCAUGGCUCAACGUGAGCGCAGGGAACGACAUCCCGUCGAGAGCGAGUACCCAGGCCAGCAGCCCACCAUCCGAAUGGUCGGCGGAUCACAAGAUAUGCCACGACGUGCUCCCAUCCCGCUCGUUGACACAACCCCACUUACAAUCGAGAAAUCCAAUAUCUUGUUACUUGGUCCGAGUGGCGUUGGCAAGACCUUGAUGGCGAAGACUCUGGCUAGAGUACUCUCGGUUCCAUUCUCGAUGUCAGACUGUACACCAUUCACGCAAGCCGGUUAUAUAGGCGAGGAUGCUGAGGUCUGCGUGCAUAGACUGCUUGCUGCGGCCAAUUACGAUGUCGAGCGAGCUGAACGCGGAAUCAUCUGCCUAGACGAGAUCGAUAAGAUUGCCACUGCCAAAGUCAGCCACGGCAAGGAUGUGUCCGGAGAAGGUGUUCAGCAGGCAUUGCUCAAGAUCAUUGAAGGCACAACUAUUCAGAUCCAAGCCAAGCCUGAGCGUAACGCUCCCAGAGCAGGCGGCCAGUCCCCGACCUAUCCGACUAAUAGUCCGCUUGGGUCUCCAGCUGGUGCGUCCAGCCCUCAAAAGGGCGAAGUCUACAAUGUCCGCACAGACAACAUCCUCUUCAUCUGCAGUGGCGCCUUCACCGGUCUGCAGAAGCAUAUUAUGGACAGGCUAGCUAGAGGCAGUAUUGGCUUCGGAGCCCGAGUCCGAGCGGCUUCGAGCAGUUUGGCUUAUGACGCCUCGAAAGAUCAAAAGUCAACCACCAAUGCCCCAAUUCCUAUCCGACCUGGUUCUGAAGAGGAAGCCCUGUACAAGAAGCAUCUGCCUUUCUUCACACCAGCCCCGGCACCAGAAGAGAUCAUCGAUGGUGUACCCCAGGAGCCCGCUUAUUUCAACGCUCUCGACCUGCUCACUCCGGGCGAUCUUCAAUCGUACGGCUUCAUCCCGGAACUUAUCGGUCGCAUUCCCAUCACGGCUGCUUUAGCACCGCUUACGCACACGUUGCUUCUCCGCAUCCUCACUGAGCCAAGGUCAUCCCUGCUCGCGCAAUACGUUACGCUUUUCUCACUUUCUAACAUCGAGCUUCGAUUCACGACGCCCGCACUACAUGUUGUUGCCUCCAAUGCUCUAGCAAUGGGCACUGGUGCUCGUGCACUUAGAACCGAAAUGGAGGCUAUCCUCGGAGAUGCCAUGUUUGAAGCUCCUGGUUCGAGCGUCAAAUAUGUGCUCGUCACGGAAAGGGUCGCGAAGAGAGAAGAGGGCGCACAUUAUAUGGGGCGAGGCCAAGGUGGACGUUUCCAUACCAUGAUUGCGCAGGAGGAAGGUGAAUGGGAAGAGAAGCAGAAGAAGAGAAACACUGGAUCUGGAAGUUUGCAAGCAUCCAGCUUCGAAGACUGGAGGAACACAACCACUGCUGCCGCGGGAAGUGGUGGUUGA
Molecule: messenger RNA, 1827 nt
Organism: Cyphellophora europaea CBS 101466
Lineage: Eukaryota; Fungi; Ascomycota; Eurotiomycetes; Chaetothyriales; Cyphellophoraceae
Product: ATP-dependent Clp protease, ATP-binding subunit ClpX
Exons: 1
Coding region: 1-1827 (608 amino acids)
Biological process (GO): proteolysis; protein catabolic process
Cellular component (GO): mitochondrial matrix
Molecular function (GO): ATP hydrolysis activity; ATP binding
Source: RefSeq, a predicted model, not a curated record